This is a messenger RNA of Episyrphus balteatus (marmalade hoverfly), 1162 nucleotides long. It is a transcript of the gene RagA-B, whose product is annotated as ras-related GTP-binding protein A. Gene Ontology annotation, biological process: regulation of autophagy; cellular response to amino acid stimulus; cellular response to starvation. Gene Ontology annotation, cellular component: lysosome; nucleus; Gtr1-Gtr2 GTPase complex. The record is from RefSeq and is a predicted model, not a curated record. Lineage: Eukaryota; Metazoa; Arthropoda; Insecta; Diptera; Syrphidae. The coding region runs from base 122 to 1048 and encodes 308 amino acids. Gene Ontology annotation, molecular function: GTPase activity; GTP binding. The transcript has 5 exons.
UUAUUUUUCAUAUAUCUACUUUCAUAAUUCAUUCGAGCAGUGAUAAAGAAAAAGUCGUAGAAAACCAAAACAACCAAAACACAAUUUAAUCAUUUUUAUACCAAAUAAAACUAAUACCAAUAUGAAGAAAAAGGUCCUUUUGAUGGGCAAAAGUGGAUCUGGUAAAACCAGUAUGAGAUCCAUUAUUUUUGCCAACUACAUAGCCAGAGACACCACCCGACUUGGAGCGACAAUUGAUGUUGAACAUUCACAUGUUAGAUUUCUGGGCAAUCUUGUACUCAAUCUUUGGGAUUGCGGAGGGCAAGAGUCAUUCAUGCAACAAUACUUUGCGUCGCAAAAAGACAACAUUUUCCGAAAUGUAGAAGUCUUGAUUUAUGUGUUCGAUGUAGAGAGCAGAGAACUGGAGCGUGAUGUUCACUAUUAUCAAUCUUGUCUGGAGGCACUUUUGCAAAACUCUCCAAAUGCAAAAAUAUUCUGCCUCAUUCAUAAAAUGGAUCUGGUUGCGGAAGAGCAACGAGAGAGUUUAUUUAAAGGGCGAGAAGAAGAUUUAAUUCGUUUGUCUCGUCCCGGCAACAUUACUUGCUUCAGGACAAGCAUUUGGGAUGAAACCCUAUACAGAGCUUGGUCUAGCAUUGUUACAAUGCUCAUUCCUAAUGUAGCCGCGCUAGAAAACUCUCUAGCCCACUUCGCUAACGUCAUUGAUGCCGACGAAGUUCUUCUCUUUGAAAAGGCUACAUUUCUUGUGAUAUCACAUUGUCAGAGCCGACAAUAUCGAGACUCUCAUCGUUUUGAAAAAGUCUCCAACAUCAUCAAACAAUUUAAACUAAGCUGUUCGAAACUAGGUGCAAAGUUCCAAUCGAUGGAAGUGAGAAACAGUGUAUUCGCCGCAUUUAUUGACACCUUUACUAGCAACACAUACAUUAUGGUAGUCAUGUCGGAUCCCAGCAUGCCGUCCGAAGCGACUUUAGUCAAUAUUCGAAAUGCUCGAAAAUACUUUGAAGAGCUAGAGAAUCCCAAUAGUAAUGCUGUGAGUCAUCAAUAUCACUGAGAUUAUAAUAUCGAAAGUUCGCCAUAUUCGUAGCUAGUUAUUCGCUUCUUCUUGACUUUUUGUUUUCUCUUUUUUUUUUUCUUUUGUAAUAGAAGCAAAGUUGUUUCUCCGUUU